AUGCAACAUGCUGGUCGCCCUGGUCGUAGUAAGCCUGAAAGUGUUUGCGGAGAUCCCUUUGUUGCUCUAUAUGCUCACGAGCUUUCUGAGGUACUCAGUCUUCCAGAAUCACAUGUACGAAAAGUCUGCCUUGCACAUCAUGACCAGGACUUGUCUUUUUGUUUGAAUGUAUCAGCCUAUUACUCUGACAAAGUCAUACAAGCUAGAGCGAAACACUUUUAUUUUUAUCAUCCAUCGUACUGCUUCCGUCACUCCUUUCAACUCUAG
Messenger RNA from Cylicocyclus nassatus, 267 nucleotides. The record is from the annotation of a GenBank genome assembly. Lineage: Eukaryota; Metazoa; Nematoda; Chromadorea; Rhabditida; Strongylidae.